Messenger RNA from Kluyveromyces lactis, 567 nucleotides. RefSeq lists its product as uncharacterized. Lineage: Eukaryota; Fungi; Ascomycota; Saccharomycetes; Saccharomycetales; Saccharomycetaceae. The transcript has a single exon. The record is from RefSeq and is a predicted model, not a curated record. The coding region runs from base 1 to 567 and encodes 188 amino acids.
AUGUCUAAUACGACACCAUGGCAGUAUACAAGUACGGGGUCUCCGCAGACUCCAAGUGCAGUGAGUGCGAAUUUAUUUGGAAAUAGUAUGAGUCUAAGUUCAACAAGCAGUACAAGCAGUUCAAGCGUUGGGAAUAAUAACAAGAGUAGUAUGUCAUCUGGCCAGAAUAUUGGCAUGCUGGGACCGGCUCCUGGUAUGCUGAAUAUGAAUAUGAACAUACCUAUGGGUGUUGAUUCUACGUCCAGGCUGGGAUCUGGAGCAGGAACUGGAGUCGGAUCUUUGAUGUACAGUUUACCUCAGGAAUCGCUUCUCAGUAAGAAUAUGAGCAAAUCGUUCGAGGACGAUUUAUUCUUUUGUCCAAGGUCAUUAUUAUCUAAGGAAGAGCUUUCGCAGUGCUCGCAGAUAGAUUUGUUGUACAACCAACACCAGCAACAAAUACAUCAGAACCAUCAUCAACAACUGCCCCUACCAGUUCCUUUACAGCAACAACAGAACCACCAGCAACAGCAACAGAGACCACGUUUCAAUCCAUAUACUUCCCAAAGCUUCAACCCUGGUGCAGUUUGA